Acanthoscelides obtectus is the source of this 679-nucleotide messenger RNA. NCBI's taxonomy places the organism in Eukaryota, Metazoa, Arthropoda, Insecta, Coleoptera, Chrysomelidae. The record is from the annotation of a GenBank genome assembly.
CCGGAAACUCAAAAAAUGUGUACAGCAUUGUUAGUGGUGAUGAAUCGUGGAUUUACUGUUAUGAACCAGAAAAUAAACGACAGUCGGCUGUUUGGGUGUUCCAAGGUUAAGAAAAGCCAACAAAAGUCAGCCGUUCUCGAAGUGUUUCGAAAAAGAUGGUCGCGACAUUUGUGUCAAAAGCGGGUCAUAUUGCAACAAUUCCUCUUAAUGAGCAAAGAAAUGUUACUGCGGAAUGGUAUACCACCAUUUGUUUGCCAAAGGUCAUCACCGAGCUUCGAAAAAUCAACCCUGAAAGAAGAAUCAUCCUCCACCAAGACAAUGCAAGCUCGCACACAGCCCAAAAAACAAGGCAGUAUUUAACGGAAGAAAACGUGGAAUUAUUGGACCAUCCUCCAUAUAGUCCCGAUCUAAGUCCUAACGAUUUCUUUACUUUCCCGAAAAUUAAAAACAGACUGCGUGGUCAAAGGUUCCAGUCACCAGAAGAAGCAGUUGACGCAUUCAAAAAUGCCGUUUUGGAUCUGCCAGCAAACGAGUGGAAUAAGUGCUUCGAAAAUUGGUUCUAGCGCAUGCAGAUGUGUAUUAAUCUUCGUGGAGAAUACUUCGAAAAACAAUAAAGUUAUUUAAAACUACAUACCGUGUUGUUUUAUUUCAAUAUGCAAAACUUAAAAGACAUCCCUCG